AGGGAUGCCCCCGUGAUGUCCCCAUUGGAGGGACACCCCCAGCCAUGGAGGCCACGUCCGUGCUCAGCCCCUCACCGUGGCAGCGGCGCCGCGCCUGGGUCCGGCAGAGCCGGAGCUGGAGGAAUUCGAUGCUGGCGCUCGAGGACGCGGCCUCUGCCCCAUGGGACGACCCCGACCCACAGCCGCCCCACGGCCCCCUUGCAGGUCAAUGGGGAUGCCCCGGGAAUGGGGGGCCCCGAGGCGUGCGCCCCAUGGGUGCCUUCCCAAGGGCAGGAAGCGCAGGCGGGAAGAUCGAGCUGUGGCUGCGGGAGUGCGGGUCAUCCCUUGAGGUCCCACCAGAGGAGCCGGGCUUGCCGGGUCCCCAGGGGUAUGGAAGCACUGGGACCAGCUUCGAGGAUGACCUGACCCUGGGAGCUGAAGCUCUCCUGCUUCCAGGGAGCAGCAAGGCCAUGAGCAGGGCCAAACGCCUCAGCCUGGGCCACAGCACAGCUUCCAGCCUCACCACCAAGACCAGCUCCAGCAUCUCCGAGGUGCUGGAGCGCUGGGAGGCGGAUGCUGAGGAGAUCCUCUCCGAGCUGGGCUUCGUGCCGAGCGAGCCGGGUACCGCAUCCCGGGUCCCCGUGCGGUUCUUCACGGCUCCAUCCCGCGCCAAGGGCAUCGACUUCCAGCUCUUCCUCAAGGCCCAAGUGCGGCGCAUGGAGAUGGAGGAUCCCUGCUUGACGCUGGCCAGUCGCUUCCAGCAGGUCCAGGCUCUGGCCACCACGGCCGAUGCCUUCUUCUGCCUCUACUCCUACGUGUCCCGGAGCCCCGUGCGGCGCCUGUCCCCCUCCUGCUGCUCCAGGGCUCAUCCCGACAUUCCCAACAUCCACAUCCCAACAUCCCAACCCGGAGCCCUCUCGCCCGUGCAGCGCUUGAAGAGAGCCGUGGCCACCAUGUGCCUCUACGCACCCCCAAGGGAUGAAGGCAACCCCCCGGGGCCCCCCAUCCAGCCCGGUGCUAUGGGGCCGGGGCUGGAGCCAUCCCGGUGGGAUGCAGGUGAUGCCCUGGAAGGAUGGAGAAGGGAUGCGGAUGGG
This is a messenger RNA of Pezoporus occidentalis (night parrot), 1073 nucleotides long. It is a transcript of the gene TESPA1, whose product is annotated as thymocyte expressed, positive selection associated 1. The record is from RefSeq and is a predicted model, not a curated record. The annotation marks the transcript as partial. Gene Ontology annotation, molecular function: signaling receptor binding. NCBI's taxonomy places the organism in Eukaryota, Metazoa, Chordata, Aves, Psittaciformes, Psittacidae. The transcript has 8 exons.